AUGUAUUACUUUUUUACUUUCUUUUAAUUUACUAUGCUCUAGGAAAUGUAAAACAUGCAAAUUAUUGUUCUUAUCAGAGGAUUUCUAUUGCUUUACUCCUGUCCAGCUAUAAUAAUUGAAGUAGUUGUUUUAAUUAUGUAAUCUAAUAGUAUGACUACAAAUAUUAAUAUGAUGGAAUAAAAUGGAUUAAUAGAGAAAUAAAUAAUAUAUUAAUAAUAAAUCAACAAUUUUUUAUAGGAUGAAAACAAAAUAAAUUUAAUGUUAAUAAUCAUUUAACAUUAAAUAUAUGGAUUCAUGAUUUAUAAUUUUUUUGGAUUAUUAUUUGAUUACUAAACAAUAAUGAUUUUAAAUUUAAACUAUAGAUCUCCAUUUUCAUUUAUAUUACUCCAAAAUAAACUUUAAUUAAUAGAAUUUCUGAUGAAGAAUAAUAACCAAAAAAAGAUGAAGAAAAAUUUUAAGAAAUUAAAUCUUUCAAAAUAAUAAUCAAAUUUAAAAUUCGAUAACAAUAAUAAGCUAUUGAUAAACAACUCUUAAUUAUUUUUGUAAAAAGAUAACUAGUCAAUAAAUGUUUGA
Messenger RNA from Paramecium sonneborni, 573 nucleotides. The record is from the annotation of a GenBank genome assembly. NCBI's taxonomy places the organism in Eukaryota, Ciliophora, Oligohymenophorea, Peniculida, Parameciidae.